AUGAGGGUGAAGAGGCGAUCGCGGCACCGCAAGGUGGUUAAGUUCUACUCCACCUGCUUCGGCUUCCGCGAGCCCUACAAGGUGCUCAUCGAUGGCACCUUCGUGCACCACCUCCUCGUCCACCAACUCCUCCCCGCCGACGACGCCCUCCGCGAGCUCCUCUCCGCGUCCAGGGCGCCCCCGCUCUUGACCUCCAAGUGCGUCGUCGCCGAGCUCAGGCGCCUCGGCAAGUCCCACUCCGAGGCGUUCGACGCUGCCCAACUCGUCGCCACCGCCAGCUGUGAGCAUGACAAAGUGGUCAGUGCGGUGGACUGUAUUCUGUCACUUGUUGGUGAUAAGAAUCCGGAGCACUACUUUGUUGCCACCCAGGAUUCUGAUCUCCGGGCAAAGCUACGGGAGGUUCCUUGUGUUCCUGUGAUAUAUGGUCUGAAGAACUCCCUGUUUAUUGAGCAACCCUCUGUGCAGCAACGUCAGUUUGCUCAGUUGGAUGAGGAGAAGCGUAUACAUAUGGAAAAAUCAGAAUUUAAGAAGCUAUUAAAGGCGUCAUCUGAAGGAAAGACAUCCGUCUGUGGAAACGCUCCCGGAGUGGCAGAGAAAAGCAAGUUUAAAAGAAACAGAGCAAAGGGUCCAAACCCACUCUCUUGCAAGAAAAAGAAACCAAAGCCUCAACCAUCAGCUGCUCAAAAUCAGUGCUGUAGUUUCCUACGAAUGAGAAAUAAUGUGACAAUUAAAUCUUAUAUACUCUUAGACAGUGACACUUGCAUAUUCGCUUUUGCUGAUGCUUACACGGACAUUUCAUGGCAACAAGCACUGAUGAGAACUUGCUUCUUUAGGGCCCGAAGACUGAUGGCGAGGCAAAGCGAAAGAGGGUUCGGAAGCGGAAGAGAAGUGCCAAAGGCAGUAGUCAAGCAGAGACAUGAAGCUGAUGGACCUAUGAAGAAGUUGCAAACAGCGGUUGGAUGCGACCUUCUUAGGGGUGCACAAGGCGGUGUUGGUGAAGCCGGUGGUGGCCAGAGGGACUCGAUGCAAAAUCUUAAUCUUCACCGGUUGUCCGACCUGGCUGGACCAUCCGAGAAGAGGACGUUCGUGCACGGUUAUGGAUAG
Molecule: messenger RNA, 1104 nt
Organism: Triticum turgidum subsp. durum (durum wheat)
Lineage: Eukaryota; Viridiplantae; Streptophyta; Magnoliopsida; Poales; Poaceae
Source: the annotation of a GenBank genome assembly